Molecule: messenger RNA, 4222 nt
Organism: Sinocyclocheilus anshuiensis
Lineage: Eukaryota; Metazoa; Chordata; Actinopteri; Cypriniformes; Cyprinidae
Product: homeobox protein TGIF2-like
Exons: 3
Coding region: 1120-2256 (378 amino acids)
Biological process (GO): regulation of DNA-templated transcription
Molecular function (GO): DNA binding
Source: RefSeq, a predicted model, not a curated record
UAAAAAUAAAUAAAUAGAAAGUUUAAAUGCGAUUCGAAUUUGAAAACAUUACUCUAGUUCCAUUCAAAAUUAGAUAACUUAUUUAAAAGCCUGGAAGAUUUUGGAGUUUCCAAAAAUGAAGAUCUGGACUGCAAAUUUAAAAUGCAGCUAAUGAAAUUAACUCUCUCACAAGUGUUUGAAUUGUGAGUUUUGAAUGAAAGAGUGAUGACACACAGAUGUGGGGCCCUUAUUGGCCCCUGGAGUGUGGAGGAGGGAUCUAGAGCCUGUCAUUGAGGGAGGACGGAGGGAGAAAGCGAGUUUGCUGGAGCAGCAGAGCUGCAGGUAAACGGCUGUUUGUCAGCACGAGCAUCUCCCUCAUGACACACUAAUGAGCAGAUUCACUGAUUACUGGAGCUUCUCGUCUGAUCUGACUCGUGUGUGUGUGUGUGUGUGUGUGUGUGUGAGAGAGGAACACACUCUCCGCUUGACGAGGACCCGCGUUUCCACACCAGCAACUUCCAGCAUUUUGUGCAUUUUUGCCAGCAUCCAGGAUGAAGCCCAACAAAAGAGGUGAGAGUCGUUUGCAUGUGCGGCGUGUUGCGCGUCAGAUCUGUGUCUCCACACGCUGUCCAUCUGCGCGUGGCGUGAUUUCCAGGCUGAACGCGUGAAACGCAGAUAUGCUCCUGAUUCUGGCCUUUCCUGAAGCGGCUGAUCCACGCGUUUGCUUUUCACGAGCUCGAAUCUUUGCAGCUUUAUUGACUUCCACGCGUUUGCUACAUUGUAUCAUUGUGCUCCGAUGACGUCAGAGCGCGUUUGUUUGUUCCCUUUCGCGCGUCUGCGCUGCGGCCCCGUCUGUUUAUUCGCGUCUGCAAACAGACUUUUGUUUGAUCGCUUUUGAAGACCUGUGUAGUUUCAAAUGUAAGCGUUUUCAAAAAACGAGAAAGUUGCAGUAAAUGACGCUGAAGACGCGGAGCUGCCUCAAUCGUGUGUGUGUGUGUAUGUGUUUGUACGUGGCCCUCGUGUUUGUUUGGGACUACAAAUAUUCUUCUGCGUUUCGGUCAGCAUGCAGUGUGGAAGUAAGGAAGGGGGAAAUGACGUCGAAGAUGUGGCGUUCAUUCAAGCAUUUGUUGCAUUGGUUUUAUGUUAGAGAUUCAUGUGCAUGAACUAAUAGCUUUUGAGGAGGACCAGAACGGAGACACUGAGUUUUCUGCCAUGUCGGACAGUGACCCGUGUGAAGACGACAGUUACCCUCUCAACCUGUCCACCAGCGGCAGAAGCGGGUCUGCCACCAAACGCCGCCGCCGCGGAAACCUCCCCAAAGAAUCCGUUCAGGUUCUGAGGGACUGGCUGUACGAGCAUCGCUUCAACGCUUAUCCAUCAGAGCAGGAGAAGCUGAGCCUGUCUGGACAGACGCAUCUCUCUGUGUCACAGAUCUGUAACUGGUUCAUAAAUGCCCGCCGGAGGCUCCUGCCGGACCUGCUCAGGAAAGACGGCAAAGACCCCACUCAGUUUACAAUGUCACGGCGCACCAGCAAACCAGACAGAUCCGCCUCCCCGGAAUGCCCCGCCUCUUCGACACGCCCCUCUGUCAUCUGCCCCGCCCCCACAUUGGACUUGAGGCUGUUGGGUAACACUGCGACGGCAAUUUUGGCUGGAGCCGGUUGCUUGCCGUCGUCAGGAAACCGAGGCGGCAGUGUUCAGGCUCUGAUGCAGCUGGACACUCGAGGUCUGCUGAGACGGGAAGGCCUAACUGGAGACCAGUACCUGACGACUAUACCGUAUGCUUCUACCUCUGUCCCAACCCUGGGAGCGGUGAGCCCGACUGGGGUCCUGUUCAACACGCCUCCACCUACCCCACCGGAGCUAUGCCCUCAAGAUUUCAGCGAUCUGAAGCUUCUGAUGGAUGCGGCCCUGCAGCGAGCGGCCGAGCAAGAAAUCAGUCAGCAGAAAGAACAAACGAUGCAGCAACAACCAAACGGACCUACAAACGAAAGUUCAAGAGCGCUCAUCCAGAAAAGCGAUUCGGAGACUCCUUCAAGGGACAAAUCCGAUGCUGCACCGAGCUUGACGGAGAGCUCAGUAUUACCCGUAUCGGUUCCCAUCAUGAGCCACUCUUUUUCAGGCCCUCCCGUCGAUCUAAGCAUGGCUGGUGUCUCCGAUGCGAAAUCUGGAAGCUUUGCGUGGAGCGUCCGACAAACCGGUCCACCUGCGAAUGUGGUAUCACACACAUGGGUUUCGCAGUACACACGUAAUACGGUCACGGAAGCGGUUAACUAAAAACUCAAGCAGACGAAGUCACUUUAGACUCCAUUUGUUUGCUUCUUUUUGUUGGAAGACUCUGGAGCAGAUGCCUCCCCAAAUCGUUGUCACGGAUACCGUUUGGAUGUUGCUUGGUACCCAGAGAGGCUCUUCGCUGAAAUUCUCUUCAGGGGAUUCCGGAGUGAAGCUUCUCUACACCACAAUGUAUUUUUAAGACAUUUUUAAAAACUUUUUAAACCAAAACCCUUUACCUUUUUUUUUUUAACUAUGUGAAGUUCACGGGCAUGCAUAAAAUGCUCUUCGAAAAUAAUCCAGCAUUUCAGACUCUGGGAUCUUCGAGACCAAGUGGAGGCCCUUUCAGGUGGAAAUAUUACCAUGUGCAAACACCAGCAAACCUGUGCAACUUGGGUUUACAGCCAAGAGAUUUUAAUUUGAACGUUUGUAGUUGAAGUGGCCUUGCAUUGCUUUUGAUAAAGAAGCUCCACGUAUGCCCGUUUUCCUCAGUAUAUCCACUAGGGUUAGCCGUCUGUCUGUCUGUCUGUCGUAUAGCAUGCUUUACUUAUUUGUUGUGAUCUGUGAAUGCAAAGACCAGCAUGCAGCAUUUAAAUGUCAGCAUUUAGCAACCAAAUACGCUCUCUUCGAUUUAAUACUAUGCUCCGAUUUUGCCUGAAAAGCCACUGCUGAUGAAGCCUCUACUUCUACAAUCUCAACUUUGAAAGUCUCUCCCAGUAGUGUGAUAUUUGUCAUAUUUCCUGCACUUUAUAGUCCAAUUUCACCUCCUCGUCGUUAUGUCAGGAUCGUCUAUCCAGUCUCAGAAUAAGAUCCGAGCGCUCUCGCGUGUGCCGUGACGUGCGCUUUUGGAAAUUGAUCGUACUGCAGAGAUCAUCCCUCACGUCUCGUGUCUGUCUGAGGAUGCGGGAGGGAGAGAGGGAGGUCGUCUCAAAGACAGCCGGCAUUGAUUUUCUUCACUUCUCAUGUAACGUGAUCAUAGGGCUGCAGCUUUAUUUUUGCUGAAAUGAUUAUUGUUCUUACAGUAUUGUUAGGUGAAGUAGAUGAUCAGCAUUAAUAACUGUGUUUAACAUAUCUCAGUGUAGAGGGAGACGUCAUGCGUAUGUGUUAGUGAGCGGAUUUAUUUUUGAUGCUAAACGUGUUUCGUGCAUUUCCAAGAUGAAUUUAAAGUCUGUUUGUACCUCUCUGAGAUGAACUGAAGUGCUUCUUUCUCGCUCAGCAUCUGUGAAUGUAUCUAGAGAACUAACAGAUAUUAUUUAGAAACAGAAUUAUUUCCAGUUGAUUUCAUGAGCAAUCUCUUGAAAUCUUUUUUUUUUUGACACUAGAGGAUCUAGAUGCAUUAUGAUUUUAUGCUUGUAGUUUCCAUGAAACUGAGAACAGAUUAGUCUUUAUAGUAAUGAUCUUAACCUUUUAAUAUGCUUAUGGUGCGGUUCACGUCAUUUCAGUUUAUUCACUCACGAACGUGCCAUAAUUCUGAUUAGUUUUUAUCAUGCUGCGUAAUUUCUCAUUGAGGUCACGUCUGUAGUACUGUACAUGUUUCUUCUUGUUUUUCAGUGUCUCAGGUUUGUUUAUUGUAGUUUUUGAUGGACUUUUCCUUCUUAGGUUUGAGUCAUUUUAUUUCCUUCUCUGACAUCACAAAGGGAGUUUUUAAUUAAAUUCUAAAAGGUGCAUUUUUUUUUUUUAAAGCCACGUUUGAGCUGAUUAUGAGAAACCGACUGUAGCAUCACAAACUCUAUUACAGAUCUAAUUAACUAACAUUUCGAAACCACUGUGAUCGUUGGGUUAGUUACUGAAACAGUGAUAGGUACUGGAAGUAAAUCUAUAUAUUUCAUAUAAUGUACUCUAUUUUUUCACCUCUUCAGAAAGACCAAUAUUAAUAUUCCUGGAACUGUAUUAUUGAUGUUCUUAUUGCAAAAAGGGUCUUCUGGAUGACAAUGUGAAACAUGUAAAUAUAUCAUUCAGGUUUUUGUCUGGC